This is a messenger RNA of Symbiodinium sp. CCMP2456, 1101 nucleotides long. The record is from the annotation of a GenBank genome assembly. NCBI's taxonomy places the organism in Eukaryota, Dinophyceae, Suessiales, Symbiodiniaceae.
AUGUCCGCGCAGAUUGAGUCUAUGAAUUGCAAAGAUCUGAAACUCAAAUUCGAGGAAGAUUUUGGAUUCAAGCCAAAGCUUGAGCGUCUGGAAGAGGCCGGCUCGAAGAUUCGAUGUAGAGUCACCAAUGCCCGUGACCUCAUCGGAGAUUCAGAUGCUCCAUGGGGUGAACCGCGAGGUACGCUUUCAGCUGCAGAAGUUUCAGCGCUGCGGCAGGUUUUUGCACUUGUGGACGGACAGCGACAGCGGUCACACAAGCCCUCUAGUUGCUCAAGUUACGUUUCUGCUUCCAGCACGCCAAGCCCGUCGAUUUCAGCUCCGUCAAGAUUAGUCGCUGAGUUGCCCCCUGCUGCAGGACCCGAGCUUCUGUAUCGCAAGGGCAUGGAUGUGCCGGUGCCAGAUGAAAUCUUGGAUUUGGUGGACGCGUUUGAGCAGGCUCCGCCGGUGCGAGGAGCCCUGGAGGUCUCGGAAGUCUAUCGAGCGAAUGCCCCAAAGCAUCUGCAAGACUCAUGGAAGUCACAGAAGACACUUUUGCAGGAUCGAAACAGCGACCCGACUUUUCCACGGGCAGCUUGGCAAGACUGUCCGGGGACAGACGACGUACUGCGCAGAGAACGUGAAGAAGUUGCCUGGCAGUUGCUGUCCAUGUCGCACAGGCAUGUCGGAGGCGUGCGAAGCUGUCGCGUAUAUCAUGGAUGUCCUGACUGGAACGUGGUGUGCAGCAUUUGCAAAACUGGCUUUGCCAAUGUGGCCAAGACCAGUGGCUGGUUUGGGGAAGGGCUUUACACCACAUUACAUGCGCCUUACGCUUUGCGUUAUGGUCUUGGCAUGAGGGAUUUUUGGGAGAAACCCGGCGAGACGGGCUUUGUCGUUGCUGCUAAACUGAUUUUCUGGCAGGUGUAUCCAGUCACGGAAGCAGAUGACACCAGCGACCAACAGCCUGGUAUGAAAGGUAAGGCUAUUGGCAGAGCCGAGGGGGCUCGUGGUUGUGAUUGCCAUUUCGCUUGUGUCCGAGGCCAUCUCCCACAGACAAGCACCGCAACCGACACUAUCUUGCCUGCAGACAUGGCGAGAGGCCAGAAGCAACCGAAAUUGUGGUAG